Molecule: messenger RNA, 201 nt
Organism: Clunio marinus
Lineage: Eukaryota; Metazoa; Arthropoda; Insecta; Diptera; Chironomidae
Source: the annotation of a GenBank genome assembly
AUGAAUUCAAAUGUAGGUUUUCCUUGUUAUUUGUUCCAGGCAAGUUUUAUUGCAAGUUUAAGUUUGUGGCUGUUUUCUUGGUGUUGCCAGUUGUGGUCUAAUGACACCAUUAUUCCAAUGCUGGUACUUAUGGUGUCGGUUUUGAAGAAAACUUGUAUGAAAAUUUGGGAAAAUGUGUGUCGCAACCAAUGCCUUGCCUAG